UGGAGCUGAGCUGCGAGGGGGCCUGAGAAGCAAUGGCCAUAGAAGCCCCUGUGAACUUUGCACCACCUGAGCACAGCACUGUGGUCAGCACCGCAGCCGACAGCUACACCUGGCAGCCCAGCUCACUCAGGAUGCACGUCAUCAGGCCCAAGUCUGCCAAGGGCCGGAAGCGGCCAAAUUUGCACCUACCACAAGGCAUAGGGGAUGGCUCCCACAGCGGACUCACCUCUUCAUCUCCACCACGCUCCUCCGGGUCGCCAAGCAACCAGAAACGCGAGGUCUGCGCAACUGCCCCUGCGUCUCAGGGAGCUCCCGAUGAGAUGCCGGAGCUGCUGCAGCAGGCGCCCAUAAGGACAGCUUCAUCCCUCAAUAGGUACCCAGUCCUCCCGUCCAUCAACAGGAGGAGCUCGGAGGACGGGGCUGUGGACACUGUGUCCAGCAAGACCAGUUCUCUGCAGCUGAGCAGCGUCCAGGCGCUUUACCAAGAGGAGGCCCGCGCCGCCGUAAAGUCAAGCCAGGAAGACUCCAGAACACAAGUCUGUGCCUUAGAGAAGAAAUUCAUCAUCCGAACCAAAAGACAGAGUUCCUCCAGGGCCUCAAACAUGGAGGAGCCGUCGGACGAAGAGCCGAGGCUGCUGCUGGCCGUCAGGUCACCCUCGGGCCAACGGUUCGUGCGCUACUUCAGGCCCAGUGACGACCUACAGACUGUCCUCGAGGUGGCCGAGCAGAAAAACAAAGCCACCUACCAACACUGCAUCGUUGAAACAAUGGAGGUGCCCAGGAGACGUUUCUCUGACCUCACCAAGUCCCUGCAGGAGUGCGGCAUCCUUCAUAAAUCUGUACUGGGCAUCUCCCAGGAGGAGGGGGAAGGCUGGCCCUGAGCACUCAGCACCAGGCUGGGGUCCCAGGUCUUUGAGCAAAGAGAAUGUUGGACAGCCUGAAGCCUCCAACACAACCUUGGUUUCAGGUGCCACACGAGCCCAGUGCAGCAAAGAUCCUAGGGCCUUGUCUGGAUAGCAUGUUUGUGAAGGCGGGGACGAAUCUCCACCGGGGAAGAGCCCUCUGGAAAACUCCCUUGUAGCCCCCACAUUCUCUCCUGCAGCCACAGGGAAGUCUACAUCUGUCCCUAAGACAGUGGCUGCAGCCAGGAUAUCUCCUUUCCCCUGCUGGCUCCUUCCAGAAUCUACUGCCAGUGCAGUGAAUUCUGAAUCUCUCAAAGCCAAAACUCUGCCUUUCUGUACUGGAUACCAGAUUAAACUCUUCCCAGAGAGGAUUCUAGUCUAGCAAAGAACCAGGGUUUAGGAAUCGCAGCACUGGCAUUGGUAUUUCUUGCACUAUUGUGAGAGACAGGCUGGCGAUCCUGUGUUUGGACGCAACCUCCCUCCCGAGCUACACCAGCAGAGAUCCAUGAGGAUCCCUGUUGGUAUGAGGCGGCAGCAAGGGGUAGAACUGUCCUCUGCUGUCGAAAAUCCCCCAGCACACAUCUCUGAAACGUCCUAGAGCUAGCCCGUAUAAAUUGCCUCUACAGCCAUGGACUAGCCUGGGCUACUUUUGAGUGGACUGACGGUUGGAGCCUGGUAACUCCUGUCUAAGUGCAGAAUCCUUGCAAAAGGGAAGUAAAAUAUGCAGUACGCUGUUUUUAAGAUGCACACA
This is a messenger RNA of Rattus norvegicus (Norway rat), 1653 nucleotides long. It is a transcript of the gene Ubxn10, whose product is annotated as UBX domain protein 10. Gene Ontology annotation, cellular component: cilium. The record is from RefSeq and is marked provisional. NCBI's taxonomy places the organism in Eukaryota, Metazoa, Chordata, Mammalia, Rodentia, Muridae.